Messenger RNA from Clarias gariepinus (North African catfish), 3659 nucleotides. It is a transcript of the gene slc7a11, whose product is annotated as solute carrier family 7 member 11. Gene Ontology annotation, molecular function: L-amino acid transmembrane transporter activity. The record is from RefSeq and is a predicted model, not a curated record. The coding region runs from base 191 to 1651 and encodes 486 amino acids. The transcript has 12 exons. Gene Ontology annotation, cellular component: membrane. Gene Ontology annotation, biological process: amino acid transmembrane transport. Lineage: Eukaryota; Metazoa; Chordata; Actinopteri; Siluriformes; Clariidae.
GCAGCGUAUCAGGAGUUUCCUUUGCACUGUUCAUGUCUCACAACCCGGCUGUGACGAGUAUAAGAAAGCCAACCGGUUUCACUUCCCCUGACACUGAGUGUGUAUUAGUGUUCCUGAGUGUGUGUGUGUGUGUGUGUGUGUGAGAGAGAGAGAGUGUGUGUGUUUGUGAGAGUGUGUGUGAGAAAUUAACAUGGCUAAGAAAAAGGCACAGGAUAAAGAAAAAAACAGUUCGAAAUUAACGAAGGAUGAGAAUGAAGGAAAAGUUCAGUUGAAGAAGAAGGUGACGCUGCUGCGUGGGAUCUCCAUCAUCAUCGGGACCAUCAUCGGGGCUGGAAUCUUCAUCUCACCCAAGGGCAUCCUACAGAACUCAGGCAGCGUCGGAAUGUCCCUGGUGAUAUGGGUGGCUUGUGGGGUUCUGUCGUUAUUUGGUGCUCUUUCGUACGCCGAGUUAGGGACCUGCAUUACGAAGUCUGGGGGACACUACACCUACGUUUUGGAGGCAUUCGGGCCACAUGUGGCUUUCGUACGAUUAUGGGUGGACAUCAUCGCUAUACGACCCGCAGGAAUGGCUGUGAUUUCUCUGGCGUUCGGGCGUUACAUUUUGGAGCCCAUUUUUAUGCCGUGUGGCGUUCCUGAGCUCGCAAUCAAGCUUGCUACAGCGAUCGGACUCACUACGGUCAUGUACAUUAACAGUAUUAGUGUGAGCUGGACAGCCAGGCUGCAGAUCUUCCUGACGUUCAGUAAACUUCUCGCCAUGGCCAUCAUCAUCAUCCCCGGCCUCUACCAGCUGUUCAGAGGCCAGACCAAAAACUUCGAGAAUGCAUUCCAGGUGGACUCUGUGAAGCUGUCUGGCCUUCCCUUGGCCUUCUAUUCAGGGAUGUACGCUUACGCCGGCUGGUUUUACUUGAAUUUUGUCACGGAGGAGGUAGAACGUCCGGAGAGAACCGUGCCGUUAGCCAUUUUCAUCUCCAUGGCGAUUGUGACCGUCUGCUUCACGCUGACCAACAUUGCAUAUUACACUGUGAUGUCAGCAGAGGAACUGCUCGCCUCGAGUGCAGUCGCUGUGACCUUUGCCGAGAAAGUUUAUGGGAAUUUCUCCAUUGGCGUUCCCAUCUUCGUGGCACUUUCCUGCUUUGGUUCAAUGAACGGAUGCAUUUUUGCCAUCUCCAGAAUGUUUUAUGUUGCAUCACGAGAAGGUCAACUUCCUGAAGUCCUGUCUAUGGUUCAUGUCCGCCGUCACACCCCGGUAGCUGCUGUACUUGGUCUGUACCCCCUCACCAUGCUCCUCCUGUUUGUUGGAGACAUCUACAGCUUGCUGAACUUUAUGAGCUUCCUGCGCUGGCUCUUCAUCGGGCUGGCCGUAGUCGGACUCAUCUACAUGCGCCACACACGACCCGAAAUGCCACGACCAUUCAAGGUCCCAAUCUUCAUCCCUGCAGUUUUCUCCUUCACCUGCUUCUUCAUGGUCUUCCUCUCGCUCUACUCCGAUCCGAUCAACACGGGGAUCGGCUUUGCCAUCAUGCUCACGGGAAUACCAGCCUACUACCUGUUCAUCGUUUUCGACAGAAAGCCCAAGUGGUUCCGAAACCUCUCAGAUUCUGUGAACAGAUCUUUACAAAUCAUCAUGGAGGUUGUCCCUGCAGAGAACUGACCUUUCCAGGCACCGCUCUUGCAUCACUCGGUCUUUCAUUUUGUCUCUCUUAUAGAACAUGCUCCCUUCAUCCUGCUCUCAUUUUCAUUCCUCUUUUAUGUUUUAUAGAAAACACUCCCCCGAGUGACCAUUUCUCAAUCCAUCACACCACAAGGGAGGAAUGAGAGAGACCUUUCUGUGCUUAUGCAAGGAAAAAAAAAAAAAACUUUCAGGCUCUCAGUCCUCACUUUGCAGUCCUACACAAUACACUUCACUUUUUUAUUAUUUUUUUUGGUGCCUUCUGUGUUAUUCGGUGGCCAUUUUGGAAUAUCAAAUCUCCAUUGGGCGACAAUCAGAGGGUAGAAACAAGUAAAUGCAGUAGGAAAAUGUUUAAUAAGUAAAUAUCAGGUUUGAAGAACCUGCUUUUAUAAUGUUUCUUACAGAUUUUUAAAAAGUCAGUGUUAACAUUUUUACAAAAAAAAAAAAAAAAAAACCUCAAACAGUGUUCUGAGAACACACUGAAGGUUAGAUAUAUGUCUAUUUUUAAUAUUAAUGUUAGAUUUUUAAAAAAUAUUUAUAGAUAUAUUUUAAAUAUUAUUUUCAACCACAAGAUUAAAGAAAGCAUUGCAAAAAUGUAAAACUGUUCCAUGGUUGGGAUGAGUUGGAGACAGCGUGUGCACUUGAUUUAGUUCUUAGAAAAAAGUCUUUCCUCUGUUGUAGCACUACGCCUAAGACUUAUAAGCAUGGGUGAAAGUAGGGCCGUCCGGUCCGGAUUUACUGACAGCUUUAAUGGAAGUAUGCAGCACAGGAAACCCGCCUUUAAAACCAGUCACAGAGUCAAUAAAAAAAUGUAUCUGUUAACAUAAAGUCAUCUUAAACAACACUGGCCACGUUCAAAUUACCAGCCUGAAGUGAGUCAAUUUAGAUUUAUUUUUUUUACCCUAAUGUGAUUCACAUUUUUUUAAAGCUGUCUGAACGCACAAAUCAAAUGUUUUUUAGAUCCGGAUCUGAGUCACUUUCAUAUGUGGCACUGGAUCAGACCGUGAAUGAGAAAAGGCAGAUCGGAAUUCAUGUGACUUUUCAUGUGACUUUUUCAUGUGACGCGCCUCUACGCAUGCAUGGGGCGCUUGCUGAUGUCAGUUAGCCCCGGAAACACAGGGAUUUUAUAGCAGUGCUAGCCGACGUAUAGAUAUCCCCUUUUCUGGAGGACUGACGUGUCUAUAUUACGAUCAGAUAAAGUCACAUGUUAUUAUGAAUGUGAACCAUCAUAACAUACAAACCCGAUCCGCCCAAAAGAAAUUUAAAUUAAGCAAUGUUAGUAAUGAGUUAAUAAUUGUUUUUACAAUUUGUUGUGUUUCACUUCUUCAUUACUGCUAGUUAACACUAUGACAGGUCAUGGCUCACCUUUGACUCGCUUUGUUCACCGCUAAUGUAAGCUACAAAGCUAACUAGCUUCUAACAAAGGACUGAAUCCCAAAUUCCUCUCUAACCCCCGAUUAUAAACACUACUUGAUGUGUGGAACAAGGGAUUGUAACUUACACCCUACAUCGUGCACUAGCUUUUCAUUUCAAGCUAUAAAAUUCAUUUCGAGACAUAACGAGAAACUUACAAUAAUCGCAGGGCCACCCAGCACCUUCUUGGUUUAUUCACCUCAACUUUUCACUGUAAGAAUUAGAAACUACUUACACCCCUGCAUAUAAGUGUUAACACCCAUGUGUUUUUCUAGAAACAAAAAUUAAAGAACGCUUUACAGUGUUGGCAUGACACAGUAUGGCAUUAAAUGUAGCCGUGUUGUGGAAAAGAGGAACUGUUUUCUAAAGACACUGUACUUGGAUUUUAUUAUUUUAUUAUUAUCUGAAAAAUCUAUUUCUGUACAGACAACGCAACUGAAGUUUCUGUAAUCUGUUUUUAGCACGUUGUUCAGAAAUAGGUCCAAUUAAUCUAAUUACACUUGUUAUAUAUGAAAUGUUCAUGCACUAAAAGCAAUACCGUGAUGGUUAGCACUACUGCGUUUGCCUAGCGCCUAUA